AUGGCAACCGGCGACCCCAACCAAACCCACCACCACAUCGUCUGCCUCGAAGAAUGCCACUGCCCCAUCCCGCCCUUCUCCUUCCCCCACACCUACACAGGCUACGACUCAACCCCGCCCUCAGCCCCAGCUUUAAUAUCCGCGCUGCACGACGCCACAAUCGCAAUCACCACCAUCGUCCCAAUCACGCCGGACGUGCUGCAAGCUUGUCCGCGCCUGCAAUGCAUCGUCGUCAUGGCCACCGGCGUCGAAUGGGUGCACGAACACAGCGCCGCGUUCCAGGCGCGCGGGGUAACAGUGAUCAACUGUCCCGGGGCGAACGUGGGAACCGUUUCUGAGCAUGCGAUUGCGCUGUAUUUUGCUGCGCGGCGGAAGGUUGUGGCUUUGCAUAAUCUGGUGACGGGGUCGGGAUUGGGAACGUCUGGUGAUGAGUCGAAUGAGUAUGCGGAGAAACGGACGCUCGUGCAUCGCUUUGAAGGAGGGCCGCCGCAUACGACGCAGCAGGAGGUCCUGGCUAUAAUCGGGUACGGGGCUGUGGGGAAGCGCAUUGAGACUGUUGCGAGGGCGCUGGGGAUGCAGGUUCUAAUUGCGGAGCGGAAGGGGGCUAUGGGGAUGCAGGUGAGGGAGGGGAGGGUGGGGUUUGAGACGGCGGUGCAGAGGGCGACGGUUGUGAUUGUUGCGGCGGCGAAGAGCGAGGAGACGGUCGGGUUGAUUGGGGAAGAGGAGUUGCAGGCGAUGAGGAGGGAUGCGGUGGUUGUCAAUGUUGCCAGGGGAGGGAUCGUGGAGGAGAGGGCGCUUGUUCGGGCGUUGAGGGAGGGCUGGAUUGCUGGGGCGGCGGUGGAUGUGUUCGAUGGGGAGCCCCCGGUGCGUGGGCAGUCGGUGCUGCUGGAGGACAAUGUGCCGAACUUGACUCUAUCACCGCAUAUUGCGUGGUUCUCGGAGUCGACGAUUCGGAAUCUGCAGGAUUUGUUGGUCGAGGGGUUGGAGGGGUAUAUCGAAGGGAACCUGGUUAAUGUUGUCUGUUAA
Messenger RNA from Aspergillus puulaauensis, 1026 nucleotides. RefSeq names its product D-isomer specific 2-hydroxyacid dehydrogenase family protein. NCBI's taxonomy places the organism in Eukaryota, Fungi, Ascomycota, Eurotiomycetes, Eurotiales, Aspergillaceae. Bases 1 to 1026 code for a protein of 341 amino acids. The transcript has a single exon. The record is from RefSeq and is a predicted model, not a curated record. Gene Ontology annotation, molecular function: oxidoreductase activity, acting on the CH-OH group of donors, NAD or NADP as acceptor; NAD binding.